Messenger RNA from Trichoderma reesei QM6a, 1065 nucleotides. RefSeq lists its product as uncharacterized. NCBI's taxonomy places the organism in Eukaryota, Fungi, Ascomycota, Sordariomycetes, Hypocreales, Hypocreaceae. The record is from RefSeq and is a predicted model, not a curated record. The transcript is spliced from 3 exons. Gene Ontology annotation, molecular function: catalytic activity; iron-sulfur cluster binding. Bases 1 to 1065 code for a protein of 354 amino acids.
AUGAGGCAUUGUCUUCUUCAGCGUGCUCCAUCUGUUCCCCGGACAGCUCGGCGACGCCUUCAUCUCGCCCCGCCGUUUCUGCUUGACAACUACACGCCAAGAUACCUUGGGCUGUCGUCCAGGGACGCCGCGAAAAAGCGCUCGUUGGCCUACGCCCACCUGCGCAACUGCAACCUGUGCCCGAGACAAUGCGGCGUCAAUCGCCACGAGACGACGGGCAUGUGCCUCAUUGGCGACACGGCCAAGGUCAAUGUGAUUGCGCCGCAUUUUGGUGAAGAGCCGUGUAUCCAGGGGCACAAUGGCAGUGGCGCGGUAUUCAUGAGCGGGUGCAACAUGCGCUGCAUUUUCUGCCAGAACUACGACAUUGCCCACCAGCGCAACGGAAUGGACCUGACCCCGGAGGCGCUGGCGGAGUGGUAUCUCAAGCUGCAGGACGUCGGCAAUGUGCACAAUAUCAACAUUGUCACCCCCGAGCACGUGGUGCCCCAGGUGGCGCUGAGCAUCCUGCACGCCGCCGAGCUUGGGCUGAGGCUGCCCAUCGUCUACAAUACGUCGAGCUACGACUCGCUUGCGUCGCUCGAGCUCAUGGAUGGGCUGGUCGACAUCUACCUAGCCGACUUCAAGCUGUGGGAGCCUAGCACGUCCAAGCGGCUGCUCAAGGCAGAUGACUAUCCCCAGACCGCCAGAGAGAGCAUCAAGGCCAUGCAUAAGCAGGUUGGUGACCUGUGCUUCACGGGCGAUGGCAUUGCCAAAGUAGGACUGUUGGUCAGGCACUUGGUGAUGCCUGGAAGGGAGGCCGAGGGUGCAGAAAUCAUGCGAUUCUUGGCAUCCGAGUAUCAUCCAGACGCGCACGUGGGGAAGAAGAAACGGAGAACAAAGGCAUCCGGGGCCGUGGAGGGGGCCAAGGGCCAAACCGAGCCGGACGAGGGCGAUCCGGAUGUUCGAUACAGCGACAUCAACCGCGCGGUAACGAACGAGGAAGUCUCAGUGGUACGAAAAGCGGCCAUGGAGGCUGGCCUCUGGAGGUUCUGCGACCCGCCGAAACACGGUGGGUUCGUUAUCUGA